Molecule: messenger RNA, 2277 nt
Organism: Sporothrix brasiliensis 5110
Lineage: Eukaryota; Fungi; Ascomycota; Sordariomycetes; Ophiostomatales; Ophiostomataceae
Product: ribosomal rRNA methyltransferase Nop2
Exons: 2
Coding region: 1-2277 (758 amino acids)
Biological process (GO): maturation of LSU-rRNA; rRNA base methylation
Cellular component (GO): nucleolus
Molecular function (GO): rRNA (cytosine-C5-)-methyltransferase activity; RNA binding
Source: RefSeq, a predicted model, not a curated record
AUGGGUGUUGGUCGCCGCAUCGGCAAAAAGCAAGGCUUGCCCGAGCCGCUCUCCGAAGAGCACUUUGCCCGUCUCAAGCGGAAAGCUGGUCUACCCGUCGAUUCGCCCGCCGCCAGCGCCGACAGCCCUUCCUCGAAGCGCCGCCGGGGCAACAGCACAAAACCAGAGAAAGCUGCCGCUGCCGUUGUGAAGAACCCUGCAAAGAAGAAUGCCGUUGCAGCAACGAAUGGCGUGCAGAAGAACGGCACAAUAGCGGCCGCAGCGAAGAAGACGGACAAGACGGCACCUGCGCCGAAGAAGAAACAACUCCUGGACCCGGACUCGAGCGAUGACGAUGACGACAUAAGCAUUGGCUCCGACGAGGGUGCCGGCGGCGCUCUGCUUGGCGAGGACUCGGACGACGAGGCUGUCAUGCUUGGCGACGACUUUUUAGGCUCAGACGACGAGGAGGAGGAGGACGAUGUGAUGGACUCGGACAUUGAGGACGACACCGGCAAGGGCGGCUUUGUAUUCUCAGACGAUGAGGACGAGUCGGACGCCGAGGAGAAGCUGACGGCCGCCAACAUCGAAGGCCUGUCGCGGAAACUCGAAAAGAAACAGGCGCGCGACGACGCCGCCGCUGAGGCUGAGCUCAAGGAGAGCGCCCUACAGACCAACAUUGUCGGCACCAACAUGUUUGACGAGAGCGAGGACGACGGCGAGGGCGGUGAGGACGGCCUGCCGGGCGCCGGUAGCGGCAAAGCCAAGACGAACCUGGCGCCCGACCUGCAGCUGCUACGUACCCGCAUCAGCGAGACCAUCCAGGUUUUGGAGGACAUGGGCCGUCUGGCCGCCAAGGACCGCUCGCGCACCGAGUACGUCGCCCAGCUGAUCAAAGACAUUUGCGCGUAUUACGGCUACUCCGAGUACCUCGCCGACAAGCUGUUUCACCUGUUCCCGCCGCGCGAGGCCUUUGCCUUCUUCGAGGCCAACGAGACACCCCGUCCCGUUGUGCUGCGCACCAACACACUCAAGACGCACCGUCGUGAGCUGGCGCAGUCGCUCAUCAACCGCGGCGUCACCCUCGAGCCUGUCGGCAAGUGGAGCAAGGUCGGUCUGCAGGUGUUCGAGUCCAACGUGCCCCUUGGUGCUACGCCUGAGUACCUGGCCGGCCACUACAUUUUGCAGGCCGCAUCGUCCUUCCUGCCCGUCAUGGCCCUGGCGCCCCAGGAGCAUGAGCGUGUCCUCGAUAUGGCCGCUGCCCCUGGUGGAAAGACCACGCACUUGGCUGCGCUGAUGAAGAACACGGGCGUCGUCUUUGCCAACGAUCCGUCCAAGGCCCGUUCCAAGGGUCUGAUUGGCAACGUUCACCGUCUGGGCGCCCGCAACGUCAUUGUCUGCAACUACGACGCCCGCGACUUCCCCCGCGUCAUGGGCGGCUUCGACCGUGUCCUGCUCGAUGCCCCCUGCUCCGGCACGGGCGUCAUCGCCAAAGAUGCCAGCGUCAAGACCAACAAAACUGAGAAGGACUUUAUGCAGCUGGCCCACAUCCAAAAGCAGCUGCUGCUCUCGGCCAUUGACUCGGUCAACCACGCCAGCAAGACCGGUGGCUACCUCGUGUAUUCUACUUGUUCCGUCGCUGUUGAGGAGAACGAGGCCGUUGUCGCCUACGCCCUCAAGCGCCGCCCCAACGUCCGCCUCGUCGAGACUGGUCUUCCCUUUGGCAAAGAAGGCUUCACCAGCUUCAUGGGCAAGUCCUUUGACCCUUCCAUCAAACAGACCCGCCGCUUCUACCCCCACCACCAAAACGUCGACGGUUUCUUCGUCGCCAAAUUCAAAAAGUUUGCCCCCACGCCGGCCAACGCUGUCCGCGCCGAGGGCGGCUCGACCAAAGCCGCCGCCGCUUUCGGUUCCUCCGACGCCGAGACCAACGGUGACGAUGGCGACGCCAUCCGUGCCAGCGACAAGAUGCCUAUCGGCGAGGACAAUGCCGAGGGCAAAGACGAGGACGACGAUUUCGGCGGUUUCGACGAAGACGAGGACAGCAAGUACAUGGACCGCGCGCGGAAGAACGCCAUGCGUCGCCGUGGUCUGGAUCCGCACAUGCUGGACCGCAAGCCCACGAAGAAGGAGGGCAAGACGGCCAAGACGGAGACGGAGGAGGCUAAGGAGAGCGCCACAUCGGACUCUGAUGCUGCUCCUACUACUACUGGAAAGAAGGACAAGGCCACGCCGGUAACACAAAAGACGCCAAAGACGCAAAAAGGCAAGCCGGCACAAGCGAGAAAGAGCAAAUAG